GUUAUGAAACCAUCGUAUAAGAGACUAUCGUUCAUUUGACUGCUUAACAGCGAAACCUAGGUCUUGCAGAUUCCUCAACCUUCGUCUCUCACUCCUCUUUGUCCGACCUAAGCUCUCCAAAAUGACAAAAAGAACCAAGAAGGCUGGUAUCGUUGGGAAGUACGGUACCCGUUAUGGGGCUAGUUUGCGGAAGCAGAUUAAGAAGAUGGAAGUUAGUCAGCAUAGCAAAUACUUCUGCGAGUUCUGUGGGAAGUAUGCAGUGAAGAGAAAGGCUGUGGGAAUUUGGGGAUGCAAAGAUUGCGGCAAAGUCAAAGCAGGCGGUGCUUACACGUUAAAUACUGCAAGCGCUGUGACUGUUAGGAGCACCAUCCGAAGGCUGAGGGAGCAGACUGAGAGUUAAAUUUGCAUGAAUGUGUGGAUGAGUGUAAUACUAGUCAUUUUAUGUUUUAUGGGAUAUCUGCUUGAAUGCAGAGCUUUUGAAGUUAGUUAAAUCAAAUUUGACUGGUUGUUAAAAGAUAUAUUGUUUCUGAUGAACCAUUUAAUAUUUUCACAUUUAAGUGGGUGUUAUUUUGUAUUA
This is a messenger RNA of Cornus florida, 577 nucleotides long. RefSeq names its product large ribosomal subunit protein eL43. The coding region runs from base 122 to 400 and encodes 92 amino acids. Gene Ontology annotation, biological process: translation. Gene Ontology annotation, cellular component: ribosome. Gene Ontology annotation, molecular function: structural constituent of ribosome. The record is from RefSeq and is a predicted model, not a curated record. The transcript is spliced from 5 exons. Lineage: Eukaryota; Viridiplantae; Streptophyta; Magnoliopsida; Cornales; Cornaceae.